Hibiscus syriacus is the source of this 882-nucleotide messenger RNA. Its product is annotated as probable WRKY transcription factor 13. NCBI's taxonomy places the organism in Eukaryota, Viridiplantae, Streptophyta, Magnoliopsida, Malvales, Malvaceae. Gene Ontology annotation, biological process: regulation of DNA-templated transcription. The record is from RefSeq and is a predicted model, not a curated record. Bases 88 to 621 code for a protein of 177 amino acids. Gene Ontology annotation, molecular function: DNA-binding transcription factor activity; sequence-specific DNA binding. The transcript has 2 exons.
AAUCCCCACCUCUACCCCAAAUCUGUUCUCCUAUAAAAACAAGAUUCAAACCCUAAAUAGAUCAGUUUCUCAUCACCUUCAACCAACAUGUCUUCUACCUUAGAAGCCAUGCUAAACCAGGGCUUGUUUGAGGAACAAGAGAUGCCUACACAGAUGGGUUUCUUUACUACUUUUCCACAGAACUUGACUUCAUGUCCUCCAUUAAUGUCUCGCCAUCAAUAUCUCAAAGCCUUCAAUAUCACAGCAGCUGCUGCUGAUGCACUUCCUAAUUCUUUUGCUAAUCUAUCUGAAACCCUGAUCUCAUCCCUCACCUCACAAAAGAAUAGGCAGCACCUUGCUUCUGAGUUUAGAGGUCCCCAACUCCUUCCCUUGCAGAGAUCCAGUGCAAAUUUCUGGGCAUGGGGAGAGAUAAACGAGUGUUUGGGAAGCAAGAAAAUGGGUGUAGAACAUGAUCACCUGGGAGUUUCAGCCAUGAAAAUGAAAAGGAUAAAAGCGAGAAGGAAGGUAAGGGAACCCAGGUUUUGCUUCAAGACCAUGAGCGAUGUGGAUGUACUGGAUGAUGGAUACAAGUGGAGGAAGUACGGCCAGAAAGUGGUGAAGAACACACAGCAUCCCAGGUAAUAUUAUAUUAAUCACGCACUUUAAAAAAACUUGAAAUUUUCUCUCUUUUUGUUUUUAUGCUUUUUAACAAUAAUACAAAAUCUUGGUGAAAAGUUACCGAUAUUCACAUCAAGUUUUUAGCCUUAGUUGUACCCCAUACACAUGCCAUGUUCCUUUCUUUUUUUUCUUCUUCUUUCUGUCUUGUAAUUAUACUUGUGAUGAUGAUUUGUGAGGGCUUUACAGGCCUGAUACUGCAUGAGAUCUGACAGGGUAAUUAUGAGG